Molecule: messenger RNA, 582 nt
Organism: Arabis nemorensis
Lineage: Eukaryota; Viridiplantae; Streptophyta; Magnoliopsida; Brassicales; Brassicaceae
Source: the annotation of a GenBank genome assembly
AUGGAGGCCAUAGUUACCAUUUUCCCUCGGCUCGAUCAACUGCCUAAUGCUCGUCUCCAAUGGAUGAUAACAUGUCUCCCUGAAAGAAAUCAGGAAGGUCCAUUGCCCCGAUUCAGAGAGUUGAACCAGAUGUUUCAGGUAUUGGAUGCGACGGGACAAAGAGUCUGUUUAUUUAAGCGUUUCCGCGCCGACAAAGAGAUAUCCGCAAGAAAGGAAGCGGCAGUGUAUCUGUUGGACCAUCCGGAAGAUGGUCCAAGAUCACAGUCUCAAACUCUCUCUGGAUUUUGUGGACAUGCUCCCACAGUUUUCGUGAGGUUUAGGAGUGAAGGCCAAAACAUAAUUGGUAUUUUGAUUGAGUUUGUAGAGGCGUUCCAAGGACCAUUUGAUGUCAACCGAGUACCAAUUGAAGAGUUGCACAAAGUAUGCUUGGUCGAUCUCCGAUUCGCGGUCACGGAUCGUCAAAGGCAAAAUGUUCUUACAAGACUAGAUGACAAUGGUGUUUUACGGUAUGUACCGAUAUACCACGGGUACUCGUUCUUCGAUCAAGCACCGAGGUUCACAAUUCUUGGGUUAGCUUGGUGA